This is a messenger RNA of Macrosteles quadrilineatus (aster leafhopper), 1624 nucleotides long. RefSeq lists its product as uncharacterized. Bases 75 to 860 code for a protein of 261 amino acids. The record is from RefSeq and is a predicted model, not a curated record. The transcript has a single exon. Lineage: Eukaryota; Metazoa; Arthropoda; Insecta; Hemiptera; Cicadellidae. Gene Ontology annotation, molecular function: N-acetyltransferase activity.
CUCUAUUCUAACCUUUGUAGAAAAACACGAUUUUGUUCAGUUUCUGUUGGUUAAUUUUGCAUUUACCCGGAAAAAUGAGUAGUAAUUUUACACACUUGAUCGUGAUACGAUAUUACAAGCCAGGAGAUGAAUUCCAGUGUCGUGAAAUUGUGAAAGAAGGAGCUAUGUCAACAGUUAACAAUGCAUUUUUCUCCUUAAUUGAGGUUACCUUCCAAUUGAUGGUUUUAUCUACAGCAGUAAUGUUUAUAUUUUUUGGACUGCCAUUUACACUGUGCCUUUGUUCCAUUCCCGCAGUAAUAAUCUUUAUGUACUUUUGCGUCUGGGCAGGCCACACAUUUAAGGCGUUGGAGUUGACACAAGAUUUGAUCAACAUCCCGAGGGUCUACAUGUCUUCUGAUACAACUGGGUUCUGGGUUGCAGAGGCAUAUGAGCCAUUUUUUAUGAGCAAGGAACCAUCUCAAUUUAAAUAUCAUAUUCUAUCAGAGAAAGAAUUCAAACAAAGAGAAUUUGAGAAGAAUUCUUACCGUAGAUCUCUUGUUGGGACAGUAGGUAUUGUAAGAAGUGUUGCUUCGGAAGAUAAUGCCUGGUUACGAAGAAUGGCAGUGAAACCUAAAUAUCAACGUAUGGGUAUUGCCAAAGCACUUCUCAGUGAAGCGUUGCACUUUUGUAGUGAAAAGGGAUAUCAAGGUGUUGAGUUGGUCACAACGGAAUGGCACGACAAUGCAAGAAACAUGUAUGUAAAGAAAGGUUUCCAGUUGAAACAAAUGUAUCACAAACAAUUAAUUGGCAGCGUUGUAACAGUUCUAAUUUAUCAAUUGUUCUAUAAAAUUCAACAAAAAAAUAUUUCUGUUACUCCUUAGGUUAAAAUGACGUUGUUUGAGACAUUAUUAAGUAUUGAAAACAUAUGAAGAAAGUUAAGGUUAACAGUGGGCCUAAAUUAUACUACAUUUUGGCAAAGUAGGUAUUAACUUAAGAGUCUUCCUUAGUGGAAGCCAUGUUGGAUUUCUUCCCCAUAAGAACAAUGUUAACUUUGGGUCCAAAUAUCUCAUCAGCAAAUUGUCAUAUAAUUAUGGAUAAGGAGUUAAAUUUAAGGAAUUGCGGUCCUCUAGAGAUUGACGUUUUUUAUUUCACAAUUUUUAAUUUUUAUAAUGAAUAAUUGAUUAUUAAUUAGCUUAAAAUUAAGCUAAUUAUUGAAAGGAAAUGAAAAUGGAUUUUCGAAAUUCAAAAACCUCAGUCACGAGUCUAUUAUGUUAAAAAUACAAAUUAUAAAUUUCAAAGCUAUAUCUUAACAAAUAACGCCGUUACGUGUCCACAAAUGAUGUAUAUUUAACAUUGUUCUUAUGGGGAAGAAAUCCAACAUGGCUACCACUAAGGAAGACUCUUAAGUGACCAAGUUCAUUAACCAACAGACAUCUUGGUAAGUUAAGAUAAGUUACCUAACCUGAUAUUUUUCAUUCAUAGUACGUUUAUUGAAAUUAUUUGUACAACCUCGAUAAACUACAAAGAUGUUACACUCCUGUCAAAAUUAACACUAGCAGGACACUGUUUGAAUUUGAAAUUACCGUACUAAGUUAAGACUUAACUUAUGUGUUGACGUUUUUCUAACUUAGAUGUUUUUACAAAA